Messenger RNA from Hordeum vulgare subsp. vulgare (domesticated barley), 773 nucleotides. RefSeq names its product CST complex subunit TEN1-like. The transcript has 4 exons. Lineage: Eukaryota; Viridiplantae; Streptophyta; Magnoliopsida; Poales; Poaceae. Gene Ontology annotation, biological process: negative regulation of telomere maintenance via telomerase. The record is from RefSeq and is a predicted model, not a curated record. Gene Ontology annotation, molecular function: telomeric repeat DNA binding; single-stranded DNA binding; telomerase inhibitor activity. Bases 225 to 602 code for a protein of 125 amino acids. Gene Ontology annotation, cellular component: CST complex.
AAAAUAGAGGAUAAGUUAAGUUUCAGAUUAGAAUUUCAUGGCAAAAUGUUAAAAUGAUGUAUUUUGUAUUGUAUUGGAUUGGUUGUGCAUAUGCUUCCCUUUUUCAUCCGUUCCCUCAUUUUCUUGCGCAGCGUUGAUGCUUAUGCUCGCCCUCUGUUUAUUAGUGUAGCCAAUCUCAGAAGCUCAAACGUGUUGCAGAAUGACCCACCUGUUCCCCUUGGUAGAUGGCAUCGUCUACUCUAAAACCUGGUGUGCCUAUUACUUUGCAAGAGCUAGAGCCCUCCUCAGAGAUCUUCAAGCAAGGGGCAUCCCUCCAGGUAACAGGAAUCCUUCACUCAUAUGAUGUCGACUCUGCGGUUGCUGUCAUUCAAGAUGGCAGUGCUAGACUGAAGAUUGAUACUCAAAACCUGAGAGACAUCAGUUUCCGCGGCAAUUCAACGUUCCAGUUCAUUGGUGAACUUCUGAUCCAGCCAAACGAAGAUGUGAUUUUACAAGCACAGGUGGGCAGGAACGUUGAUGGGCUUGACCUGAACCUUUACCAGCAGUCUUUGAUCAUCCGACGGCAACAUGAAGCCAAACUAGUGAGCUCCAGGAGGUCAUGAUCCAAAGCUGUGAACCAGGGUCAUGGCAUCAGUUCAGUUUCUCUGAAGUAUGGAGCAUGUGUCAAAAGAAUCACUUAACUCAUGAUGAUCAUGUUCUCCAGUUUGUUAAAACCUCCAAAGUGGUACUAGUACUCCCUCCGUUCCUAAAUAUAAGUUUUUUUAGAGGUUUCA